Solanum verrucosum is the source of this 885-nucleotide messenger RNA. RefSeq lists its product as uncharacterized. NCBI's taxonomy places the organism in Eukaryota, Viridiplantae, Streptophyta, Magnoliopsida, Solanales, Solanaceae. The record is from RefSeq and is a predicted model, not a curated record. Bases 61 to 531 code for a protein of 156 amino acids. The transcript is spliced from 3 exons.
AAAUUAAAAAGAAAUAUCAAAUCAAUUUCAAGAAAAAAAAAAAUAAUAAAUUAGAGAGAAAUGGCAAGCAUGAUGAAUCUAGUACCUACUCUUACAAAGCUCCAAAAUGCAGGAGCUAUCAUAGGACAUAAGCCUUUAAGAACUAGGGUUUUUCUUGGUGCAACACCCAAACCUUUCCAGGUAGGUAAACGACACCUAGGGAUGGCAUUUAAAGAUGAGGCACGCCACGCAGCUGAAAAAGGAGUCGAUGCAGCGAAACAAGGCGCUGAGACGGCCAAAAAAGCCGCCCAAGAAGUCACAAAUGAGACUGCCUCUGUUGCUGAUGAGGCGGUGAGGAAAACGAAGGUAAUGGGAGAAAAGGUUGCGGAUGCAGCACAAGACAUGGCUGGAAAAGCAAAAGAAACAGCCCAAGAAGCAUGGGGAUCAGUUAAGGACACAACCCAAAAAGUGAAAGACACUGUGCUAGGCAAGGCUGAAGAAUCCAAAGAUGCUAUUAAAAAUAAUGUGAACCGCACCAUGAACAAGAAUUGAAAAACUUUUUAAUUCUUGACACAGAGACAUUAUCUCUCAUUCCUGCACCCUUUUUUUUUAUUUUUUUUAUUUGAAUGUUUAAAGGUUUAAGUUUCUUUUGUUGAAACCGCAGACACAAGUUUGCUGAGUUUACCAUAUUUCUUUAGUUAGGUAUAAAUACAUUUAUCUUUUAUAAUUCAAGGUGUAACAACACUGACACAUCACAAAGGUUGUGUCUAUAUAAUAUACAUAUAAUUAUGCUUCUGCUAAUCAAAAUUAGGGGUGUCAAAUGAGUUGAAAUAGAAAUUGUGUUGGGUCAUGACCUGCUCAAGUUUACUUUGGGCUCAAAUAUGCUUAAAAUUCGGAUUGAGUCAU